CUGUUCAGUCUGUAGAUAACCGCAUACGUGGUUACACGCUCAACUCUGAAAACACGAUCGCGAAUAAACGUGUUUCAAAAGACCAUCGUGCGGCUGCUCUUCAUCUCGACGACUUUCAUGCACCAUCAGCAUCGGGGAUCGCGUAUUUUUUCGAGGUGUGUGACUCGUCCUGUGUUUGUUCCUGUGCCACCGAUACGACACUGAAACGUGACUGUGUUUUCAGGAUAACGGAUCUUUCCGCCAAGGUCCACAUCUCCGGCAUCACGAACGAUCUUAUCAGUCGUCGAAGACAACAAGGAUGAGUCAGUAGAUUGAAUCGCCGUUCACGAUUUCCACAUAAACUCCACCGUUUCGUCUCCUCGAACUUUUGUCGGUUAUCGCGUUAUUUACAGCCGUUUUUGAAAACAACGCCCCAACUAUGAACUGUCCUCGAAGAGACUCCCCCAUGUGGUAAAAAAACUGCGUGUCGCGGAAUCAGGAAGAGUGCGGUAUGCCGUUUUUAUAUCGGUAGUGCAGGAUGUCACUGAGUGCUAAAAUGCUAGUGGUACUCACAGUGGGAUUGUGUUUUCUUGGCCUCUCUUCAGCAAGCUCAAAUCCAGAUGCUGGUGAAUGUCGGACGGCCUUGGGGAUGGAGGAGGGACGCAUUCCAGACCACGCCAUUUCGGCGAGUUCCUCCUACGAGGCCAAAUCUGUGGGCCCCCAGAACGCCAGGAUCAGACAAGAGAAGAACGGAGGUGCUUGGUGUCCUAAAGCCCAGAUCAGCAGCGAGGUGCGCGAGUACCUGGAGGUGGACCUGCAAAAGAACCACCUCGUGACCUGGACGGAGACCCAGGGCCGUUUCGGGAACGGCCAGGGUCAGGAAUACGCGGAAGCUUUUUUAGUAGAGUAUUGGAGAGCUUCGUUAAACCAGUGGGUCAUUUAUAAAGACUCCCGAGGAGAGAAGGUGCUAACUGGCAACAGCAACACUUAUCUGGUGGUGAGACAGCGUCUGGAGCUGCCGUUCAUCGCCAGCAAAGUCAGAUUUAUUCCGUACAGCGAGCAUCCGAGGACCGUCUGCAUGCGUGUGGAGCUGUACGGAUGCUCCUGGGAGCAAAACAUCAUGAGUUACAACGCGCCUCGGGGGGAAUCCCGGGAACCAGACGUUGAUCUGGAGGAUAUCAGCUACGAUGGGGCGCUGGAGGGCAGCCAGAUGAGGGGCGGGCUGGGGCAGCUGGUGGACGGGCUCUACGGGGACGACGACUAUCUCAAACAGCUAGAGGGAGAGAACUCAGGAAGCCGUUGGGUGGGAUGGAAUAACGACACUCGAGAGGGCGAGCCGCUCGAUAUUACUUUUGAAUUCGAUAGCAUAAGGGAAUUCAGUGCUGUUCACCUCCACGCCAACAACAUGUUCACUCGUGGGGUGCAGGUGUUUAGCCAAGCAGAGAUAUGGUUCAGCUUGGAUGGGGAUCGUUACCAGCCGAAUCCGAUAAGGGCUACAGUUCCGGCCGACCGUGCCCGGGAAUCAGCCCGGAACAUCACCGUGCAACUUCGAGGUCGACCGGCCAAGUUUAUCAGGCUGAGACUGUCUUUUGCAGACAAGUGGAUUCUGCUCAGCGAAAUUUCCUUCGAGUCAGUUUCGCUCACCAACAACCUCACCGAAGACAUCGUCGAGAAGUAUUACCUCCAGCCGGACGGCGUCUCCACCACCACCGCCCCCGGCGCCCCCAGCGGGGAGACCACCCACGCCCGCAAGGAAGUCACCCCCGCCACCAGCCCCACGAGCAGCGCUCAGGCCUACAUCGGCCUGAUAACGGGCGUUCUGGCCAUGGUGGUGCUUUUGUUAGCCUGCACCGUGUUCCUGAUGAUAAGGCGUGGACGGAAAAAAGUCGCCCUCCUUCACAAGCACACCGCUUUAGUGUCGAGCAGCACCAAGCCCGGGGUCACUAUCAACAUGAAGGAUUUGAAGCAUAUGUCCACCCCUAUCAUCAACAAUGGCCUUUCGAGGUCCAGAUUGUCCGUCAAAAGCAAAGUGAACACGAUAGGAUCGGUCGACUCCAAGAAGACGAAAAAGAGCACGCUUUAUGGACACGUGGCUGGAGAGGAGUCAGACAGCGAAAAUUCCUCAGUUUAUCACGAGCCCUACAAACUACUGCCAAAUGCCAAGCAGGAAUACGGCUGCUUGCUCAAGAAGGACGCCAUUUCGUCCAGCAAAAGUGGAGAGUAUACAGACUUCACGAGCGUGAAUAGCUUCCAAGAAGAUUUAAAAUUCACGUCGCCUUCGUUUUACAACUUGACGCCGCCACCGCCGCCGACAUCCCGCCCGCCGACUUACGACGUCCAGAAUUACCAAACGCCAACGAACACACCGAACGGAACGAUUCCUGCUGAGAACUAUUACGCCGCCACGGAUAUAAUAAAGGGUGAAAGGCGCGAGCAACAUUUCACUCCGGGCCGGUUCACCCCCAUUAAACUACCCGAAGGACCACCGCUGGAAGGGGUGGCCCACCUUCUAGACUUUCCGAGACAUAGACUACGCCUCCUCGAGAAGCUAGGAGAGGGCGACUUUGGAAUGGUGCAUUUGUGCGAAGCCGAAGGACUUCCAGACUUCAAUGGAGGCUCCUCGUUCCACAAGAAACAACUAGUCAUCGUCAAAAGUCUGUGGAGAGGCUGUGGCGACACCAAAAGGCACGAGUUCCUGAGGGAGACCAGCUGGCUAGCGGGCCUCAGAGACCCGAAUCUGGCCCGCGUGGUGGGCCUGUGCAGCCAGGACGAGCCGAUGUGCGCCCUUCUGGAGCACUCGGACCCGGGGGACCUGCCCCGCUUCCUGGCGCAGAGGGCCGUCAGCGAGGACGGCAACCAAGUUGGACCAACUAUAAGUUACGGCUGUCUCAUAUACAUGGCCACGCAGAUUGCUUCCGGAAUGAAGUACUUAGAAUCCUUAGACUUGGUCCACAGGGAUUUAGCCGCAAGGAAUUGCGUAAUAGACAAAACGUUCACGGUGAAAAUAUCCGAUCAUGCGAUGUACUGCGAUAGAUACGAAUCAGACUACUACAUUAGUGAUACGAAAGCUCGGCUUCCGAUCCGUUGGAUGUCGUGGGAAAGCUUACUCCUGGGCCGGCAAACGACAAAAAGCGACGUGUGGGCUUUUGCCGUGACUUUGUGGGAAGUGUUGAUGUUGUGCACCCAACAGCCUUACGCCGAACUGACCAGCGAGCAAGUGGUCGAGAACUGCAACCACUGGUACCAAAACGACGGCUGCCAGCGGUACCUCCCCCGGCCGGCGGCGUGCCCCCGGGAGAUCUACGACCUGAUGGGCGAGUGCUGGAAGCGGAACGCCACCGAUCGGCCCCGCUUUGCCGAAAUCCACCUCUUCCUCCAGAGGAAAAACCUGGGCUACAUGCCGGCACCCACCCAAGUGUAACGCGGACGGUUUGUGUCGCCGUGUUCGGACGGACGUCUCGAUGUUUCUUUUCCGAUUUUCAAUGUUCACAAUACAGGUAUUAUUUAAGGAGUGAUUUGUUUCUCGACAUUCCCUCAUGUACUCGGUAAAAUAAGGUUGUUCAAGCUUUUUUCAUGAAUGUGAACCCAUUGUGAUAUCGCACACUGAUUUUGUGCAAAUGAAACCAUAUCGUUCUAUCAAGUGUAGAUGACCAAGGCAGCUGCUCGGUAUGACGGUUUUUCGAAGAGAACUGAGUAGAAUCACGUCAAUGAGGGAGGGCGUUCGCGAGGAAAAUUGGGUACCGAACAGCUACUUCAAUAAUUUUUAAACCUAGACUUAAGAACCUGUUUCUUAAUUACGUGCUUCCUGUAUGUGUCGACUCACACACUUUACAUGGUAUUAUAAUUAUAUAUUAAGUGUAUUUUUCGGUUGGUUUUUGUACAAUACCAUUUUUGGAAAGUAGUUCACCUACUUCGCGGAUUCACUUACAAUGAAAUGAAAAUCCUUCAAUUACCCAUUUCGGGAUGUACUAUAUUCUAGUCAGAAAUGUGUAGGAUAAGUCUAAAUAUUAUAAAUUACGAAAACGCUGUUGUAUGGUAUGUCUUUAUUAUGUUGUGUACUUAAGAAAAAUAUAUAUUUAACUGCCGAAACACGUCAAAUUUGUGAUCCAAGAGUUAACGUAGCGCUGCUUUAUGGUUUCUGACAAACGGCUCAAGUCGAUCUAAUUUCGUUCGAUAUAUUUUUCUAUUUUGCGUUCCAAGAAGUGUGAUUAUUUUGUUAGGUAUUUGUAUUUUUAUAAGGAUCGUACUUACAUAAAUAAAAUUUUCCAGUGCCAUUGACCUUGUAAAUAAGAACCUUUGUAAAUAAAUGAUAGGAUGAAUGAUUCAUAUUGUACCAAGGAUGUAUACAGGCAUGGAUAUUUUAGAUAUAAAUCUUAAACUUAAGCAUAGUUAGGUUUAAGUAUGAUAACGUAUUUUCUAUAAACACGAUCUUGUUGGAGAAACCAAUAAUUAAGUAUACCUACUUCUAAAUUCCAUUCGACAAGUGAAAAUUAUUUUGGUUAGCAUGUGUGUAUUGUUAUUAAAAAGUACAAUUUACAAUUUUAUAAUUUCAAACACAUGCAAAUCAUCUUAAUUUAAUUUAAAGGCACGAGACAAUCAAGUGCGUGAAUUUAAGUCAUGCUUAGAAGCAUAGCACGUUAGUAUUUAGCGCCUUUAAACCCGGCAUUCGAUUUUUCAAUGUGUUGCACAGUUCAGCUUGUAUCAAUCAACAUCUUCUAGGACCACGUUUCUUAUUCAAGUAAUAAAUCGUUUCCAUUACAAAAAGUUUCGACAAAUUUCUAUUGUGUAAUCACACCCUGUUCGUAACACAUAAGCAACGCUCUUUAUGUCGACGUUUUUAUAUAGAUGUUUAAUUCAUACAUAUCACAGAUAAAUUAUUUCCAUUUUCAUUAGCAUGUGUCGAUCGUAAAUGUGUUUCUGUAAAUACAUGAGAUAAUGUUUAUUUAUUACAGUUAGAAAUAAAUAAAAAAGACACAUGACGACUA
This is a messenger RNA of Tribolium castaneum (red flour beetle), 4964 nucleotides long. Its product is annotated as epithelial discoidin domain-containing receptor 1. Gene Ontology annotation, cellular component: signaling receptor complex; plasma membrane. Lineage: Eukaryota; Metazoa; Arthropoda; Insecta; Coleoptera; Tenebrionidae. Gene Ontology annotation, biological process: cell surface receptor protein tyrosine kinase signaling pathway; positive regulation of neuron projection development; positive regulation of kinase activity. Gene Ontology annotation, molecular function: protein tyrosine kinase collagen receptor activity; ATP binding; collagen binding. The record is from RefSeq and is a predicted model, not a curated record. The coding region runs from base 518 to 3400 and encodes 960 amino acids. The transcript has 16 exons.